This is a messenger RNA of Plasmodium malariae, 1449 nucleotides long. RefSeq names its product micro-fibrillar-associated protein, putative. Gene Ontology annotation, biological process: mRNA splicing, via spliceosome. Gene Ontology annotation, cellular component: U2-type spliceosomal complex. The coding region runs from base 1 to 1449 and encodes 482 amino acids. Gene Ontology annotation, molecular function: RNA binding. NCBI's taxonomy places the organism in Eukaryota, Apicomplexa, Aconoidasida, Haemosporida, Plasmodiidae. The transcript has 3 exons. The record is from RefSeq and is a predicted model, not a curated record.
AUGGGUACUGUAAAUGAACUCCUAAACUACUUUACUGUUAACGACGAUACCAAUGAUUUAGUAAACAGUGAUAAAGAGAAAAAGGAAAAGGCAGUUGUCAGGAGAUAUUUUCCUGGAAAAAAGCCGCAUUAUGCCAAAAAAAUCAACGCUGAUGAUGAUGAUGAUGAUGAUGAUGACGAUGAUGAAGAGGAUGAUAAAGAGGAUGAUGAAGAGGAUGACUAUGACUACGACAACCAAUUUAAUGAGGAGCUUACUGAAAAAUUAAGAAAAAAAGAGCAGGAAAAAAAAAAAAAAAAAAAGGGAGUAGCACAUAAAGACAUUGAAACGCAAUCCAACAAACUUAACGCAAUUGAUAAUCGAUACGAGAGACUAAAAAAUAAGAGUAAAAAAUCGCCAAGAAAAGAAUGGCGUAUAAAGGGAGACGAUCUGGAAAGAUUAAAGAGAAGGGUGAGAGAAGUGAAAGUAAAUGAUUACUCAGUACUGAACAAAGAAGACGGUAAUAACGUAAAGGGAAAAGAUGAAAAGAAGGAUAGUUAUACACAUUUUCCAGUAAGUGAACAUGAAAAUGAUGAACUGGAUGAUGAAGAAGAUGACGAGGGAGUCGACAAUGACGAUGAUGAUGACGAGGAAGACGAUGAUGAGGAUGACGAGGAAGACGAUGAUGACGACGAGGAAGACGAUGAUGAACAAAAUGAUUAUGAGAAUACUAUGAAACAUGAGUUUAUUUCAAAAAAUUGUAGAAAAACACUAAUAGAAAAAAAAACAAAAGAAGAUAUAGAAAAGAAAAAAUUGGAAAACCUAAAUGAGGAGAAAGAAUUAAUCGAAAUAGAAAAAAAAGAAAAUGUAAUAAAAGAAACAUUAACUCAAGAAAUGAUUGAAGAAAAAUUAAAGAACAAAGAAAAUAAUGUAUACUCGUCAGAAGAAGAUUUUGAAGAUGAUGAAAAAGAUGAAGAAUUAAAUGAGGAAGAAUAUGAAUUAUGGAAAAUAAGACACAUGAACAGAUUAAAAAGAGAUGAACAAGAUAGAAAAAAAUAUGAAAUUUUAAAAAUGGAAAUUAAGGAAAGAAGGAAAAUGACAGAUAAAGAAAUAAUUGAAGAAAAUAAAAAAUUACCACAUAAAGAAAAGAAAAAAAAGAAAAAAAUGUUAUUUAUGCAAAAGUAUUAUCAUAGAGGAGGAUUUUAUCAAGAUUUAUUUGAAGAAGGAAAAGAAGAGAUAUAUUUACGAGAUUAUAAUGAACCUGUUUAUGAAGAUAGAAUUGAUAAAGAAAAUUUACCAAAAGUUUUGCAAGUAAGAAGAGGAAAUUUUGGAAAACAAGGACAAACAAAGUAUACCCAUUUAUUAGACAAUGAUACUUCAAAAAAAAAUUCCUUAUGGAAAAACAAUGAUUCACUUUAUCGCUCCAAAAAGAAAAAAGACUUGUUCGAGCGACCCACCUACAAAAAAAAAUGA